This is a messenger RNA of Aegilops tauschii subsp. strangulata, 1122 nucleotides long. RefSeq lists its product as uncharacterized. Lineage: Eukaryota; Viridiplantae; Streptophyta; Magnoliopsida; Poales; Poaceae. The record is from RefSeq and is a predicted model, not a curated record.
AUGGCCACCAGCAACGAGUUAUCGAUGAAGCUCCUGAUCGAAGGCAAGUCUCAGAAGGUGUGCUUCGCCGAGGCCGGCAGCGAGUUCGUCGAGUUCCUCACCGGCCUCCUGUCCCUACCGCUAGGCACCGUCACCACCCUCCUGACCAAGGAGCGCAUGUCGGGCAGCAUCGGCAACGUGCUCGGCAGCAUGGAGAAGCUGGACGCAAGCUACAAGAGCAGCGAGCUGCCCCUCAGCCCGGCGGUCGCCCCCGCCGCGCUCUCCCGCCUGCAGCAGCUGCUGGGUGUGCAGCUCGGCAACGCCAACAACAACAACACCGACGGCGUCACCUAUUUAUACACUUGUGAAGGUAAAAAGCAAGCUCCCCCGGGCUACUUGGCGUUCCAAGGUAGAACAAUGGACCCCACUCUCUGCGCCAUACCCCCAAGCACAUUCUUGGCGGACAGUGGCACUGACGUCUGCUCAAAAUUCUUCUCGGCGGCCAGCGGCGGCGUCUGCCCCAGCUGCUCGCGGCCGAUGAACACGUGUGGGGGGCACAUACUUGUGGAAGCCAAGGGGUCCGCGGCCACGACGACUCCGCUGCAGCCGACAUACACUGUCGGGGACGACCUCUCCGUGGCUCCGGCGUCCAACGUGGUGUCGGGCAUCACCCUGCUCGCGCGGUGCGGCGUCAAGGACCUGAGCACCCUGCAGGAGAGGACGGUGAAGGUCGGCAAGGAAGAGGCACUGGGGAUACUCGCUGCUUCGCUCACGUCCAAGACCAUGCUGACUGACGUCUUUCUGCCCAAGAAGAAUGCUCGCUGCAAAAGGGAAGCUCCCGAGGAAGUCAUUCAUAUAUGACUUACUGCUAGUUCUUCAGAACUUGCUCGUUCCAGAAAACUUCUUUAGAACUUUCUGAUACGAUUUUCCUGUUAUUAUUUAUGACUUAUGAGAGGAAGGGGGGAUCAUGAAUUAUGGUGUCAAAACGCUCUUAUAUUAUAGGACGGAGGGAGUAGGAUAUACGAGUCCAAGUCCACAACUUUUCUGAGUAUUAUGAGAGAAAUAUUAUAGCUAUCCAUACGAGUUGGUAUUCUAGGUAAUUCGUUGUUUAGUCGUGAUAAAUUAACGAGAGGGCAUGUUUCU